AUGGUUAAAAAUAAAUUUAGAAGAUUGAUUGCCAUCACUGUGCAAGACAUUAGAACAAUUAGUGGUAUAGAUUCUUCUAACAGUUCAAGCAGUUCCAGUUCUAGCAACAUUAGCAAUAACGAGCACGAUACCGAGGGCUAUUCGAUGUCACCAAUAACCUCAACGUCCACACAAAUUCCAGUAAUCUCAAAAGGGUUACAAAGGAUUUUUG
Acaulospora morrowiae is the source of this 211-nucleotide messenger RNA. The record is from the annotation of a GenBank genome assembly. Lineage: Eukaryota; Fungi; Glomeromycota; Glomeromycetes; Diversisporales; Acaulosporaceae.